AAAUUUGUCACUAGUCUUUAUAAAUCAGAAAUUCAAAAAGUUUUAUAUUUUUUUUUUCGACCACAUUUUCUAAGAUUCGUGCCAAAUAAAACUAAACACUGCCGAGCUAUUGGGAAUUGAGGCCAAGUCCUAUGAGUAAGAAGUAUCGAACGUAGUUAUACUUACCAUACAUAUAGUACGUUGUACAUAAUCUAUACGAUUCGUAUUUGUGAACUCCAUAUGGACCAUCGAAAUUUUUGUUGCGAUGGCUGUCAAACUCGCGACUUCAAUGGCCGUCGCUUUCACUGUCUGCGGUGCGUAAACUACGAUCUGUGCAAGGAAUGCUAUGACCAGAAUGUGGAGAGUCAAGAGCAUAGGAUAGAACAUCCAAUGCAAGUGAUGCUACAUCCAGAAAAUCAUCAACAUCCUCCCGAUCUUAUGCUCAAUGGUGAGAUGCUCGAUCUUAUGCAUUUCCCCAAUUGCUAUACUUGCCCAUACUGCGGUAUUUUUGGGCACACAGCAAAGGAACUUAUCGACCAUGUUGUCACCCUACACCGCCAGAACGACAGCCAUGUUGUGUGUCCUAUGUGCGCCGAUUUGCCAGGCAUUGAACUUGUUGCUAUACGCAAUCUCGCCCGUCAUCUACUUCUUAAUCACAUUGAACACGCCAAUCUUCUCGAUCCAAAUACCCCUCCCUUACGCCAAGCUCUAGCCCGCGCCUCUCGACGUCGCCGGCGUCAGCAAGCACAGGUUCACGGCAGCCAGAAUGGCACCAGUAGUCGCAAUACUGUACGCUCAAAUACGAGUGCCAAUCACUCGCCAAUAAACUCGGAGUCCGGCGUUAAUAUACUGUACCAGUUGUCCGAGCUACGUCGACUGCGUCCAGGCCUAAGGCUUAGCCAAACCGAUGCCAAUUACCUUGAAGGUGAGACUCGCUCGCGGACGGUCACACUGGCAAUUGCUAAUUCGGAUACUCCCAUAUGCCAUGAAACAGGCAAUUCUGCACCCACAACCGGGAUGUCGGAGCAUUUGGAUACCGAUCGCUAUCUCUUACCGCAUUGGAUGUCAGAGCAGCAAUUGGAAACAGCGUUGCGGGAUGAACAUGGGCAGCAACAGCGUGCGCUCUUUGCUGAACAUAUUCUGCUCUCUAUGCUUUGCGAGGAACAGCUGGAGCUGCCAGAAGAGUGUGAACAGCAAUUGUCGUCACAGGAACAUACAGAACAUAUUGAGAUACCCCAUGAUGAUCUUAAUAAUGACGAUGCCAUCUCUCUACAGUCUACGUGCAAAUAUGUGCCAUCUCAAAUUAUGAUGCUGAUGUCACUGCCUUGGAUCAGGCCCUGGUCAUCCCAGAGUAACCUACGUUACAUUGAACUGCAAGGGGUCACUAUAGACGAAAGCUCUCUGAUUGGAGCUACUGAACAUCAGGAUAUUGAUUAAUUGUUCAUUAUCUAAGGGCAAGUCCUUGUGAAUAUUGUGUUGCACGAAUUGUUAUUCGUUGUACACAUAUUUUAUCGAAAUGUAUAUACAAAUUUAGUUGUGAAAAUUUACCAAGGGGAUUUAUUGAUCGUUUUACUAAUAACAUGUUUUCAAUUAACUUCUGUAUUAAACUAUUAACUUUCAUAUUAUUUUUUAAAAGAUAAGCAUCAUAAAAAGUUGUAUUUAGAAAAACUACAGACUUCUCCGCUCAACUCUGAUAUAAUGCGAAACAUUUUCUAUAAGUUUUAAAACUAAAGCCUUACAAAAUAAAUUCAAUGAUUGUUUUUUAA
Messenger RNA from Drosophila sulfurigaster albostrigata, 1745 nucleotides. RefSeq names its product E3 ubiquitin-protein ligase KCMF1-like. Gene Ontology annotation, biological process: mitophagy; endosome organization; aggrephagy. NCBI's taxonomy places the organism in Eukaryota, Metazoa, Arthropoda, Insecta, Diptera, Drosophilidae. The coding region runs from base 220 to 1416 and encodes 398 amino acids. The transcript has a single exon. The record is from RefSeq and is a predicted model, not a curated record. Gene Ontology annotation, molecular function: zinc ion binding; K63-linked polyubiquitin modification-dependent protein binding; protein kinase C binding. Gene Ontology annotation, cellular component: amphisome; aggresome.